Molecule: messenger RNA, 1260 nt
Organism: Hyaloperonospora brassicae
Lineage: Eukaryota; Oomycota; Peronosporomycetes; Peronosporales; Peronosporaceae
Source: the annotation of a GenBank genome assembly
AUGCGCGUCUACUCUCUCGUUUUCCUGACGUCAUCUGCUCUUUCGUCCCGUGUGGACGGCGUCUUGGAACCCGCGAGCUCUAACGUGACAGCGCUCGACUUCCCGGCGGUCGUUCGUCCAUUGCCGGACAACGACGACGACGCUACUGCCUCGAGGUCGUCAACGCGUGAUGGUCCGCCCGACGCCGACGAAAGGGGCAUUUUCGAUUUUCUGUCCAUAAUUUCGAAGCCCAUGAGGGAGCGGGUAGAGCUUCAGAACUUGCGGAACCGUGUACUGGUGAACGAUCUGGAUGCUGCACUGAGAAAUGAAGAGUUGAGGGAGCUGUACCGCCGCUACGAAGCGUCUGAUCAGUCAUUGAUCGACCAUCUCACCAAGCGUUACAGAGCUGAGAAUAUGGCUCGCGUGUUUUCUACGGCGCUGAAGGCAAGCAAAGACAACCCUGCGCGGUUUCAGGAACCUGCGACUACCGUGGAGAAGCUGGCGAUGGAUCAGUUGACAAGCUGGCAAAAGGAGAAGAAAAAACUAAGUGACGUGUUUGACAUACUAAAGCUCGACGAUACUAGACACGGGACCUCGACACUCCAAGCCAACCUCGCAAGUCGGAAAAUAAGAGCCUUUAUCAAUUACAGCAAGCUCACGGCGGCCGAAAACGGCGAAAUGGCGUAUUUGGAUGUCCUCAUCAAGCGCUAUGGUGGGGAAGCUCAAUUUCUUUUGCUGUUGCGCGCCGCAAAGAACGAUCACCCUCUUUCCGUCCACGUACUUCAGGUGGAAGAUGACUUCUGGAAGAUGUGCGCGCUCAAUGGCGUGGCUCCCUCGACUGCUUUUGAUAAGGUGUGGCCUGGCCUUUUUAAAACUGAGUGGUUUGAUGAGAAAAUGGUGGGCCGGAUGGUGAAGUAUGUGAACGACUACAACAAAAACAAGCCUGCGGCACAGCCGAUUACUGUGAUAGAUGUACUGCAACAAAAGCUAGGUGGGGAAAAGAGACUCGUCAACUUCCUUUUUCGCAUGAACAUACCUAAUGCCAUGCUGCAGAAUAUGUCACCCAGUGAGAAAAAUCGUUAUUGGUCAUGGACAAAUGAAGUGUCUAAAGGCAUAAUGUCGAACUUUAUACACGAACUCUUCCAGCGUUGGUACUCCAAGACAUUUAAACCCACUGAGCAUCUGCAAGAACGUAUAGGUCAUCUCGACGCUGCGGUGCAAGUCGUUAUCAAGCUAAAGUACGCAGACUUUUAUAAUCGACGACGAACCCCACCCGAGUGA